Messenger RNA from Nelumbo nucifera (sacred lotus), 1846 nucleotides. Its product is annotated as F-box protein AFR-like. The record is from RefSeq and is a predicted model, not a curated record. Gene Ontology annotation, molecular function: protein binding. NCBI's taxonomy places the organism in Eukaryota, Viridiplantae, Streptophyta, Magnoliopsida, Proteales, Nelumbonaceae.
GAUGUAACUACCACCAUUACCCCAUUAUUUCCUGUGCCGAACUGAUCUGAUACCUUGACGUGACCAAUCCACCCUUCACCAGUCACCAUUCCCCACUUGGCUAUAAAUCCUUCUCGCCUUCGAUAAACCCAGAAAAGGGCACCAGUUACCACGAUUGAGCUCGCCCAAGAAACCCUUUAAAGCUUUUAAGUUUUAAAGCUCCUGCUCCUCUUUGUUCCGUACUUUAAUGGUGUCUUCGUUGCUGUAAUACUGAAUUCGCGACGGCCGCAAGCAAGAAGCAACUUUCAGAUCCGUUCCCUUCGUUCGAUAGGCCCAGUUAAUCUCGGGCUUCGCCUACGUCAGUCCCCACCUCAUUUGAUCGUUUCUUUAAUCCAAAUCCGCCUCUGUGCUUCGGUAAUGGCGGAAUUCGCGUCGAGGGGUUCUUCUUUGCGGCUCUCACCGCCUUGGAUCCGGUUCUAGAAACCCUUUAAAGACAAAAGCCCACCUUCCGCUUUUCAAACAAUUCCUCCCAAAAAAAUAAUUAACCCCCAAUAGCUUUCAAUCAAGCUACCAAAGAAGGUAUACAAGGACUUGAGAAUGACGAUCUUGGAAGGCGCAGAGCCUGUCAGAGUUGAAGAUUCUGAAAAGGAUCAAGAGAAUUCAGAACCGUUGAUUCCUGGGUUACCCGACGAGAUCGCCGAGCACUGCCUCCUCCACCUGCCCUACCCCUAUCACACGCUGGUCCGUUCUGUAUCUUCCUCUUGGAACAGAGCCAUCACCAACCCCAACUUUGUUCUAUCGAAGAAGACCCUCUCGCUAUCCUUGCCCUACAUCUUCGUCUUCGCCUUCCACAAAUCGACGGCCGACAUUCAAUGGCAGGUCCUGGACCCACGAUCAGGCCGUUGGUUCGUCUUACCACCCAUGCCCUGCGUAAAGCCCGUAUGCCCACCAGGCUUCGCCUGCGCGUCUCUCCCACGGCAGGGCGCGCUGUACGUGCUCGGCGGGAUGCGGUCCGACACGGAAACAUCCCUCCAGACGCUGUUGACGUACCGAACGUCCACGAACCGGUGGUCGUUGGCCUCUCCAAUGUUGACGGCGCGGUCGUUCUUCGCCGCCGGCACUAUCGGAGGAAAGAUCCUGGCCGUCGGCGGGAGUGGGGCGGGGUCGGAGGACACGAUCUCGACGGUGGAAUGCUACGAUCCGGAGAAGGACACGUGGGCGCCGGUGGCUAAAAUGCGCGCGGGGUUGGCAAGGUACGACGCGGCAGUGGUGGGGAACAAGAUGUAUGUGACGGAGGGGUGGACCUGGCCGUUCAGCUUCUCGCCGAGAGGUGGGGUCUACGACGCGGAGAAGGACACGUGGGAGGAGAUGAGCGUGGGGAUGAGGGAAGGAUGGACGGGGAUCAGCGUGGUGCUGGGGGAGAGGCUGUUUGUAAUAUCGGAGCACGGGGACUGUCGAGUGAAGAUGUACGUACCGGAUAGCGACACGUGGAGGUAUGUGGAUGGGGGGAAGUUUCCGUGCGAGAUGGUGCAGAGGCCAUUUGCGGUGAGCGGGGCAGAGGGGACGAUUUAUGUGGUGGCGCGUGGGCUGGAUGUGGCGGUGGGGAGGGUGGGCGAGGAUGGGGAGAGAGUGUGGGUGGAUUGGGAGCUGGUGAGGGCUCCCAAGGCGUUUCAUGACUUUGUCCCGUCCAGCACUCAGAUUAUCUAUGCUUGAUAUUUAUUAUAAGCCUUUCAAUUUAAUUCGCUUCCUCUUUUUACUGCUUUGCUUUUCAGACUUGAGAUGAGACCUGUUGAGAGUGUAAUUGGCCAGUCCUUUGGCCUCUGUAUAAGCUUCACCAAUAAACAUUGAUUAAAAUACACCAUCAAGA